GUGGUCUCGGUGGUACGGGUAAGUUGCGCCUGAGCGUACAGUGCGCGCGCACUUCGCCAUGCAAACACUCUCGACACAUGGCGCGUCGCCUGGCGCUGCUCGCGCUCCUGGCGUACUUCGGGACCGCGUUCAACACGCCUCUGCGAUCUAUCGAUAUUUCUAAUUCUGAAUCAGCUGACCCGUUUGCCUUUUGGGACGAGUACGCGGACUCUCCCGAAGCGACUCAGUCGCCGUGGCCAAUUCCUAAAGUGAUCAUAAGGAGGAAAGUUCCAAGCACUAAUAUUACUAUGAAAGACAGACAAAGUGACCAAAAAAGUAAAAUCAUUAAAACCACAAUUAACAUUGAAAGCCAUACUAAUUUUAUUGUGACAAAACGACCACCAAGGUUUAGUACUUUAAAAAAUUCGAUAAUACGCCAUCCCGUGAAGAAAGUGGUAAUUAACGAUGAAGACGCAUGGGUAAAUAUUGAAGUGUCCACAACAAAGACAACUAGAAAGCCAAAUAUAACACGUAAGGCUAAUAGGAGACGAACAACCCGUCGGCCCACAACGACUACGCGCAACCCUCCAAGAUCAACUCGACGCGCGCAAACCGUGCCUACACAAAAGGUAACGACAAAAAAAUAUAAAGACAAGUCAAAAGGCACAAAAACUCCCCAAAAGAAAGUGCACUGCCCUUCAAAACAAGCAGGGUGGAUGUCCAGUUUUCUUCAAGAUAAUAAAUACAAGAAGCCAUCAAAAAAACAAGUGAAAUCAGGUUGGUUUGGAGGAAUUUUUACAAAAAUUUAUAAUUGGAUUGUGGAUUCAAAGUCAUCGUGGUUCAAUGGUGGUUGGUUUCAUGAAUCUGAACUUAAAUCUCCCACAACUACCACCACACCGAUACCUCCAUCAACAUCCACCAGUAAUUGGUUUCAAAUGUUCCUUGAUUCAGAAGAGAAUGACGAUACGACAACAACAAGUAGCGCUACUGCUAAAAAAGAUAAGAAGUCGUUAAAGAAAAACUAUAAGGGCUAUCAACUGCUCCGAGCUUAUCCCGAUCAGCAAUGGAAGGUUCGUUCACUGUUAGAUCUGCAAGAAGAGGGUGAAGGGUCCGGUAUAAUGUGGUGGACCCUGCCUUCGCUUAACGGUUCCACAGAUAUAUUGGUUCCACCGGACUUACUAGUCGAUGUAAAGGACCAUCUUAAAUCAGCUAAUUUAGAAUAUGAAAUUAUUAUCUGGGAUUUGCAGAAAGCUAUUUCCUAUGAAAAUCCCAAGCUCUCAAAAAAACAACGUCUUGAAUUGGUUCAAUUGAGAGGACAUCCAAUGACAUGGAGACGAUAUCAUCGAUAUGCUGAUAUGAUGAGAUAUUACGAAUACCUACAGCAUUUACAUUCUGAUAUUGUGGAACUUGUGCCUUUAGGUCUAUCCUCUGAAGGAUUGCCGUUGGUCGCUGUUAAGAUUUCAGCCCCUUCUAAUGAUACAAGGACAAAGACUUCGAAUACUAUAGGAUCACGGAAGAAAUGGAAAUUACGGACAUAUUCGAAACCGGCUAUUUGGAUUGAUGGUGGUCUGCACGCGCGGGAGUGGAUAGCUCCUGCCGUGGCAUCUUGGAUGAUCUAUAAUUUGGUGGAAGGCGAAAAAGGGCUAGGCCCAGAUUAUGAUAUGCUUCACCAGGCAGACUUUUAUAUCAUGCCUGUACUAAACCCCGACGGCUACGAACACUCGCACACCCAUGAUCGACUCUGGAGGAAAACAAGAUCACGCUUCUCCGACUCCGAUGAUUACUAUGUUGGAUGGUUCCCAUGGAACUGGGGUCGUACCGAAUGCAUCGGUGUAGACGCUGACCGCAAUUGGGACUAUCAUUGGGGCGAGAAAGACUCAUCGCAGGAUCCUUGCUCGGAUAACUACGCGGGUCCGCAUCCAUUUAGUGAACCAGAGACGAGAGCUGUCUCCGAAUUCUUAGCUGAACACAGAGGCCAAAUAAAGGUAUGAUUGUAAAUCUUAUUAUUAAUUAAAUAAAGCUAAACAUUAGAUUAUUAUAAAAUGAUAUAAAUACUGUUUAU
Molecule: messenger RNA, 2041 nt
Organism: Zerene cesonia (dogface butterfly)
Lineage: Eukaryota; Metazoa; Arthropoda; Insecta; Lepidoptera; Pieridae
Product: putative metallocarboxypeptidase ECM14
Exons: 7
Coding region: 78-1970 (630 amino acids)
Biological process (GO): proteolysis
Molecular function (GO): zinc ion binding; metallocarboxypeptidase activity
Source: RefSeq, a predicted model, not a curated record